Molecule: messenger RNA, 471 nt
Organism: Sinocyclocheilus rhinocerous
Lineage: Eukaryota; Metazoa; Chordata; Actinopteri; Cypriniformes; Cyprinidae
Product: 60S ribosomal protein L6-like
Exons: 3
Coding region: 188-439 (83 amino acids)
Biological process (GO): cytoplasmic translation; ribosomal large subunit assembly
Cellular component (GO): cytosolic large ribosomal subunit; ribosome
Molecular function (GO): structural constituent of ribosome; RNA binding
Source: RefSeq, a predicted model, not a curated record
AGGUUCAUGUGAGGCCUGAAGCUGUUAACGUUCAAUCUGUUUCCUUCUGCAGCGCGUGGUCUUCCUCAAGCAGCUGGGCACCGGUCUUCUCCUCGUCACCGGUCCUCUGGCUCUGAACCGAGUGCCUCUGCGGAGAGCUCACCAGAAGUUCUGCAUCGCCACAUCCACCAAGGUGGACAUCUCUGGCAUGAAGGUCCCCAAAACACUGACCGACACCUACUUCAAGAAGAAGAAGCUGAGGAGACCCAAGCACCAGGAGGGAGAGAUCUUUGACACAGAGAAAGAGAAGUACCAGUUGACGGAGCAGCGUAAGGAGGACCAGAAAGCAGUGGAUUCUCAGUUGCUUCCUCUGAUCAAGAAGGUUCCUCUGCUCAAAGGAUAUCUGCGCUCCACGUUCUGUCUGUCUAAUGGAGUCUAUCCACACAAACUGGUUUUCUAAAAUGCUAAUAAAAUCUGUGGCAACCAAGAUCA